Molecule: messenger RNA, 2690 nt
Organism: Rhinichthys klamathensis goyatoka
Lineage: Eukaryota; Metazoa; Chordata; Actinopteri; Cypriniformes; Leuciscidae
Gene: slc26a6.1
Product: solute carrier family 26 member 6
Biological process (GO): transmembrane transport
Cellular component (GO): membrane
Molecular function (GO): chloride transmembrane transporter activity; bicarbonate transmembrane transporter activity; secondary active sulfate transmembrane transporter activity
Source: RefSeq, a predicted model, not a curated record
GUGUCUUCUUAUUGGAUAAUAUAGCCCUGCCUCCUACAAGGAAGUUGCAUAAUCAUUAUCUGGAGAUCAUUAUUAAAGUACUACAGUAAAAAUUGUAACAAGUCUGUUGAGUACAAACUGUCGCUCACGUGAUGUGUAAUAUAUGAUCUCUGUUCUCAGGAGUGGUAGAUUAAAAUCUUUUAACCUUUGGUCAGACCGAAGCUGAUCCAAAGAUGAAUGUCUGUGAACAAUAAAUAACACUUUGGAAGUCUGGAGGAGGAAAAGAGUGCAGAAUCUGUCUCUCUCUCUCCAAUUAUAGACUUCCAGUUUAAUUGGUUUAGAUGUGUUUGCUUGUAAGAAUGAUAAUAGACGGUUUGCUCUGAGUUCAAGGCCACGUCACAACAGCUUAGCACAUGUGAAACAUAAUCAUACACUCCGUUUUAGGAUUGCCUGUUUUAGUUACUUUUUCUUGUGCUCACAGAUGGACAAUCAAAGACUUUCACAGAGUGAGAAUUUCAAUCCUAAUCCUGUUUAUGGUCUGAAUGAAGCACAACUAGAUAUCCAGGGACAGCGCAGGUGGAAGGCGCAUCGGACAAUUUGGGGAAAGCUGAAGGAGGAGAGCCGGUAUUCAGGUCCAAGGCUGAAGAGCUGCUUCCUGUCUAUCGCACCUCUCUUGUCAUGGCUGCCACAAUACUCGCUCAGGAAAAAUGCUGUUGGGGAUGUGAUAUCAGGAAUCAGUGUGGGAAUCAUGCACCUGCCUCAAGGGAUGGCCAAUGCAUUGCUGGCUGCAGUUCCUCCAGUGUUUGGUCUGUAUUCAUCUUUCUACCCUGUUCUCAUCUACUUUAUAUUUGGAACAUCCAAACACAUCUCUGUGGGUACUUUUUCUAUCCUUUCCAUCAUGGUCGGUACAGUAACAGGUGAUGUGGUGUUGCCAGGCAGCGGAGGAGAGAGUGAUGAGAUUGAGGCUGAAAGCAUGAGAGUUGCCUUUGCAGCUCAGUUGACCAUUCUGUGUGGAUUAAUGCAGAUUGUGCUAUAUGUGCUGCGUUGUGGAGGAGUGUGUCGGUGGUUGUCUCAGCCGUUGGUCAGUGGAUACACUAUGGCAGCUGCCAUCCAUGUGACUGUUCACCAGCUGCCUUUACUGAUGGGCAUCUCCAUAGUCAGACACAGAGGAGUCCUUUCUGUGUUCUGGAUGUUUUCAAACAUUGUGUCUGAAAUCAGGAGUGUAUUACCAGCGACACUGGUCAUUUCCUUUGUCUCCCUGGUUAUACUUGUUGGUGGAAAGGUGCUGAAUUCAUGCUGGAGCACUCGAUUUCCAAUUCCAUGGGAGCUGGUACUGAUUAUCUCUGCCACUCUGUCAUCAUUGCAGUUUGAUUUGUCCGGUCAGUAUGGAAUACAAAUCGUUGGACCAAUACCAACCGGUCUCUCACCUCCCUCCCUUCCAUCAUUCUCCUUCUCUCAGGAGCUGUUAUUGACAGCUCUUGCACUAGCAGUGGUGGGUUAUGGUUUCCAAGCUUCAUUGGGCAUGAUGUUUGCUCAUAAACAUGGGUACCUCUUUCACAGCAACCAGGAGCUGUUGGCUAUGGGUCUGUGUAACUCUAUUGGAGGGGUGUUCCAGUGCUUUCCAGUAAGCGGAUCCAUAUCUCGCAGCACAGUGCAGGAGAGUACAGGCGGACAAACUCAGGUGUCUUCUCUAGUGUCUGCACUGAUUAUUCUUUUGAUCUUGCUGAAGUUCGGCCCCCUUUUUCAGCAGCUUCCAAAGACAGUUUUGGCUGUAAUUAUUUUAGUUAAUCUGCAAGGGGUUUUUGCACAAGUUAAAGAUGUACCUAAACUGUGGAAUACCGACCGCUUGGGCCUGGUAGUGUGGGUAGUGACACUGCUCAGUGCCCUGGUGUUUAACCUGGACCUGGGGCUUGGCAUUGCAAUUGUGUUUUCUCUCCUUACCAUCGUCUUCAGGACACAGAAUGCCAGGUCUGCCGUUCUUGGGCAUAUUCCUGAUACAGACUGUUACAGGGAUCUGGAGAAAUAUGCAAAGGCACUCCAGGUCCCCGGAGUUACUGUGUUUUCCUGCUGUAAUCCACUUUACUACGCCAAUGCAGACCAGACCUUCACAUCACUAAAACAGGCAGUUAGUAAAGGCAUUAAGGAGAAUCCUGAAGUAAGUCCUCCAGACCAGCAGGGGGCUCAGAGUGUGCAGCACCACUGCGUUAUUCUGGAGCUCAGUGGAGUCACCUUCAUGGACUCAGUGGCCAUGGGCACAUUCAAAUCAGUGCUUCAGGACUUUGAGAAACACACCUCGUUUUUCUGUGCUGCAUGUCCAGAUGGUUUACUAUCUCAGAUAAAGAACCAUGGUUUGGUUCCAGAUAAUCUGUCUCUUUCCUCAUUUUUCCCCUCAGUACAUCAUGCAAUCCUACACUACCAGGGGCUACAGAACACAGGCACAGAUGUUACAGAGCUGUGACCUUUAAUGACCUCCCUUCAUGAACAGCGGAUACAUGAACCUGCAAUCCUGAAAGAACCCUUCAACACUGGGGUUUAGAUGAGACACUUCUAGACAAAACAAGAAAGGAGAAGAACUUCCUAUUUUGAUUUAAUAGUUUGGAGCAACUGUUUGCAUUCAUCUGGAUUUAAGGUGAUAUGUGGCAACAGCUGUUUGUUUAUCGGCUAUUGAACGUGAAAUUAUCUCUGACACCAUAAACAGAUUUUAUGUGGUU